AUGCUGCAUGAAUGUUUUAGGGUGCUAAGCAACAAUCGGAUCAAAAAAGUGGACGGUUUUGCAUUCCAGCAUUCAAGAAUAGGAGCUUUGAAACUGAACAACAACCCGAUAGAAAAAAUAAGCGAAAACGCUUUCGCCAGAAUGGAGUACCUCGGAAGACUUGACCUUUCUGGUACCAAGAUUACGGAGCUACCUGAGCAUGGGCUGAAGGAAGUAGAAGUGCUGACAAUAAAAGACACGCCCAGCUUAAAGAUUCUGCCUUCCAUAUUUGCCUUAAUGCACCUGAAGAAGGCAGAGCUGACGUACCCGUACCACUGUUGUCUGUUCAAGGUAUGUGGCUUGCAUCAAGAAAACCUGCACGAAAUAAGGCGACUCUACUGCAAAAGUCACCCGGACACCAAAAAGGUCGAAGCCAGAACGGAACACCGAGGCAAACGUUUCUUCCUGUCCAGCGAAAUUUGGUUCAGCGAUGCUCUGCCGGAUCCGGGCGUUUUGAAGCCGGACGUGGUCUGUGACGAACAAGAUGAUGCGCAGGUGAUUCGGUACUACACGAGUAUCGAGUGUUCCCCGAUGCCGGACGCGCUCAACCCGUGCGAAGACAUCACCGGAAGCACCGUUCUGCGGACGCUGAUCUGGCUGGUGUGGACGGUGGCCAUUUUCGCUAAUCUGUCUGCUUUGGCGACGCUGGUGAUCUGCAAUCCGUGCAAGGCCACAGCGACGCGGUUGCUGCUCGUCAACCUGGCGCUCGCCGACUUCCUCAUGGGACUGUACCUGGCCAUCAUAUCUGUUCAGGACGUGCGCACCGCCCAACAUUACUACAAUUUCGCCGUCGACUGGCAGACCGGAUUUGGAUGCAAAUUCUGCGGCUUUCUUGCCACGUUCUCCAGCGAGCUGUCGGUCGUCGUCUUGACUCUGCUUUCAUUCGAGGUGAACUGCUUUUCGUAUAGGUCAUUUCCAUUCAAAGGGCGUCACUCGUAA
Molecule: messenger RNA, 978 nt
Organism: Soboliphyme baturini
Lineage: Eukaryota; Metazoa; Nematoda; Enoplea; Dioctophymatida; Soboliphymatidae
Source: the annotation of a GenBank genome assembly